AUGAACUAUGAAGUGGCAGAAACUGAGUAUGAUGUUCCCUGGUUGCAGGAAGAGUGUGAAGAGAUUAAAAACCACGAGUCUCCAGCCGGGUUUGUUUGGCCGCCUGUCAUCAUGCUGUCUGUUGAUGGCUUUCGUGCGUCUUACAUGAAAAGAGGAAGCAUGGUGAUCCCCAAUAUCGAGAAACUCAGAUCAUGUGGAACACAUGCACCAUACAUGAGACCUGUGUACCCCACCAAAACCUACCCAAAUUUGUAUACAAUUACAACAGGGCUUUAUCCUGAGUCGCAUGGAAUUGUGGGUAACUCCAUGCAUGAUCCUGGCUUUGAUGCCAACUUUAACAUUCGAGGGAAAGAAAAGCUCAACCAUCGAUGGUGGGGAGGACAACCUAUCUGGAUAACAGCAGUGAAACAGGGAAUAAAGGCUGGUACAUUUUUCUGGCCAGUUGUCAUUCCAUUGGAAAGGAGAGUUCUGACCAUGUUGCAGUGGCUUCACCUUCCGGAUGCGGAGAGGCCAUAUGUUUAUGCAAUGCAUUCUGAACAGCUGGAUUCCUAUGGCCACAAACUAGGACCCCACAGCACUGAGCUUGACAGUGCACUGAAGGACAUUGAUAUGGUGAUUGGACAGCUAAUGAAUGGCCUGAAACAGAUGAAACUGCACCGUUGUGUCAAUAUCAUCUUGGUUGGAGACCAUGGCAUGGAGGAAGCUCAUUGUGACCACACAGAGUUCCUGAGCACUUAUAUGUCCAACACUGAGGACAUCAUCCUAAUUCCUGGGUCACUGGGAAGAAUCCGAGCCCGAAAUCCAAACAACUCUAAAUAUGAUGCAAAAGCAAUUGUAGCAAACCUUACGUGUAAAAAGCCAGACCAGCACUUCAAACCAUACUUAAAGCAACAUCUUCCCAAACGUUUGCAUUAUGCCAACAACCACAGAAUUGAGGAGGUUCACUUGAUGGUUGAGAGGAAACGGCACAUAGCACGGAAGGUCUAUGAAUCAAAAAGGAAUCAUGGGAAAUGUGGGUUUGCUGGUGAUCACGGAUAUGACAAUAAAAUCAACAGCAUGCAGACCAUUUUCCUUGGAUUUGGUUGAGAGAAUGAUUGUAGUACAGGUAGCAGAGAGUAUGGCAGAGUAGUACAGAGUAGUU
Sinocyclocheilus grahami is the source of this 1141-nucleotide messenger RNA. Its product is annotated as ectonucleotide pyrophosphatase/phosphodiesterase family member 2-like. The record is from RefSeq and is a predicted model, not a curated record. Gene Ontology annotation, biological process: phosphatidylcholine catabolic process. The transcript has 16 exons. Lineage: Eukaryota; Metazoa; Chordata; Actinopteri; Cypriniformes; Cyprinidae. Bases 1 to 1086 code for a protein of 361 amino acids. Gene Ontology annotation, molecular function: alkylglycerophosphoethanolamine phosphodiesterase activity; zinc ion binding; phosphodiesterase I activity.